AACUCUGACCAUAUACAAUCGCUCUAUGUAGCUAGUCGGUCGGCGACUCGGCGGGCUUUUCUUUAAUUUCCUGUCUUCACUCUUCAGCAGAACCGCGAGGGAGAACUGAGAAGACCUAAAAGCUAAAACCCUAAAUCCCUGACUAGUGAACUCUUCAGUGUCCUUUUUCAUACCCUCCUUUUUUCUACCAUCUUUCAGAGGAUCUAUAGAAAAUUUCAGGGAACUCUCAGUUGGACGCUUUUUCUUAGUUUGAUUCAAGAUGAGCCGGCCCAUGGAUGAGGAUACAAACCAGGGUGGCAAGAACGAGGAAGAGGAAUUUAACACAGGUCCACUUUCUGUUCUGAUGAUGAGUGUGAAAAAUAAUACUCAGGUACUCAUUAAUUGUCGGAACAACAAGAAGCUUCUUGGCCGUGUUAGAGCCUUUGACCGGCAUUGCAAUAUGGUUCUUGAAAAUGUCAGGGAGAUGUGGACCGAGGUGCCCAAGACAGGAAAAGGCAAGAAAAAAGCCCAGCCAGUUAACAAGGAUCGAUUCAUCAGCAAGAUGUUUCUCCGUGGAGACUCGGUGAUCAUAGUUCUCAGGAAUCCCAAGUGAGAGUUGAAGAUCAUCACGUCUGCAAGGUCUCUUCCGUUCAUGGUAUCCGCUACACCGAGACUUGAUGCUUUUCCCUUCGCUAAGUUGAAAUAUAAGCCCUUAGAAUUUGUCCACCACUGACUUCUGAAUAGUGAGGGUUGAUGUAAAGCUUUGCUUAUCUAGCUGGUGGUCCACACGUUUUGAUCAAAUCUAGAAAAGAAUAGUCUACGUCCUAUGUUUAUUUGUUUUCUUUUUUAUUAUGGUGACACCACUUAGCUACCUGGAUGGUUUAUUGACAACUAAUAUGACAAGAGAAGCGUAGUUUGCCAUUUAUUUGUGUAAGAAUCCUCAGAUCUCUGCCUAGAUAAAAUCUAUGGCCAAAGAGAUGCUUAAAACCAAGGGAAAAAUGAGUGUAAUUUAAUUCUUCAUUUGCUAGUGGGGAGCUCUGAUAUGCUAUUGUGUGGUUAUUAUU
Nelumbo nucifera (sacred lotus) is the source of this 1043-nucleotide messenger RNA. RefSeq lists its product as uncharacterized. Gene Ontology annotation, molecular function: RNA binding. Gene Ontology annotation, biological process: RNA splicing. Gene Ontology annotation, cellular component: small nuclear ribonucleoprotein complex. NCBI's taxonomy places the organism in Eukaryota, Viridiplantae, Streptophyta, Magnoliopsida, Proteales, Nelumbonaceae. The record is from RefSeq and is a predicted model, not a curated record.